Pectinophora gossypiella (pink bollworm) is the source of this 1060-nucleotide messenger RNA. RefSeq names its product procathepsin L-like. The transcript is spliced from 6 exons. Bases 24 to 1028 code for a protein of 334 amino acids. Lineage: Eukaryota; Metazoa; Arthropoda; Insecta; Lepidoptera; Gelechiidae. The record is from RefSeq and is a predicted model, not a curated record. Gene Ontology annotation, cellular component: lysosome. Gene Ontology annotation, molecular function: cysteine-type endopeptidase activity.
CCUUACCCUUAUUCGAGGUUGAAAUGCAACGACUAAGUUUAUUGCUUAUAUGCGCAUGCGUCCUAGCGGCUGCAUCCCGCAUCAACAAUAUAGGCAAGCCUUUCUACUCGUUAGAAGAAGCUGACAUGCAUUUUGACGCAUUUAUUCAAAAGUUUAACCGCAGCUAUACAUCGGAAGCUGAGAAGAAAGCGAGGUUCGAAAUAUUCAAGAAAAGUUUGGAAGAUAUCAAUCGCAAAAAUAUGAAUCCCCAUGAGCGCGCCAUAUUUGGUAUCACACUGUUUGCUGACCUGUCUGAAGAAGAAUUCAUACAAAAGUACACUGGACUGGAUACCUCGCUACACGUGCCUGAUCAUAUAGUAAAAAUAUCAAGACCUGUUGUUAUAAAAGAUCUGCCUGACAGUUUUGAUUGGAGAGAUAAAAAUGUAGUUACACGGGUGAAGGACCAAGGAGGUUGUGGAUCUUGUUGGGCGUUUAGUACUACAGGAACAAUAGAGGGCGCGUACGCCAGAAAACAUUCAAAAUUGCUUUCAUUAUCUGAGCAACAACUCGUCGAUUGUGAUAAAGGUGACAAAGGAUGUAAUGGAGGUUUAAUGACAAGUGCAUUGAAGUACUUAGAAAGUGCUGGUGGGAUUCAAAGCGAAGACUCUUACCGCUACACAGGACAAGAUGACACCUGCAAGUUUGAGCCUGAAAAAGUAGUAGUUAAGAUCACUGGCCAGAAACCCUAUAAUCUUACAGAUGAAGAAGCUUUGCGCCAGAUAUUGGUUUCUGACGGCCCAAUUGCUAUAGGUGUCGACGCUAUUGAUUUCUUCCAGUAUGAGGAAGAUAUAUUAGAACGUUGUAAAGGCAAUAUCAUAAACCACGGUGUUCUAUUAGUUGGAUAUGGAACAGAGGAUGAUAUACCUUUCUGGAUAAUAAAGAAUUCGUGGGGCGCAAUUUGGGGAGAAAACGGUUACAUAAGAGUCAAGCGGGGAAUGAAUGCUUGCGGCCUACUGAAUGAUUUAGCCGUAUCUGCUAUCGUGGCCUGAAGAAGUGACACUAUGUUUUAGUAAUAUAAUAC